UCGCACAUAAUGGCGGAGGUUGUGUUUUUUAUAUCAGUAAUUAAAUCCGGUAAUGUUUUUUUUAAAUGAUUGAAUCUUAACGUGUGCUUUUAUUUAUGUUAGCGUCCGUUUUAGUUUUUGCCUUGACUUUGAGAUCUGAGAAUAGUGAAGAUUUUCUAGAGAAUGGAGUUUGUGUACGUCGAGCUAUCGAUAUAUUUAUUGAAUUAGUGUGAGUGAAGGAGGGUCGCCGGUAUCCGAGCUACGAGGGUGGCGGCGGUAGCAGAACAAAAUGGGGGCUCAGCAGGCCAAAGAACGCGGCACGGCCAGCGGCGCGUCCAUGCGUUCGGCAAGGAACAAGCCCCGGGUGCCCAGAGACCCCCGCAUGCUCGGCUCGAAUAUUUUUACUGAACACAGUGAGGCUCUGCUACAGAGUCGGCCCUUGCCGCAUAUUCCGGAUUUGCCUGACAGUGAAGGUGCCUCCGCCGCACCAGCUACACCACAACCUCUAGACUCCGCUAACAGAUGGACUUCAAAGGAGAAUUUGCUAGCGCACCACGAGGAGGAAGAUCCUCAACUCUUUGUUGCGCUUUACGAUUUUCAAGCCGGAGGCGAAAACCAACUUAGCCUCAAGAAAGGCGAGCAAGUGCGUAUAAUGAGCUACAAUAAGAGCGGCGAAUGGUGUGAAGCGCACACGCUGUCCGGCGGCGUGGGCUGGGUACCCAGCAACUACGUGACGCCUGUCAACUCUCUAGAGAAACAUUCCUGGUACCAUGGCCCGAUAUCUCGAAACGCAGCUGAAUAUUUACUUUCAUCUGGGAUCAAUGGUAGUUUCCUGGUACGAGAAUCCGAGUCUAGUCCUGGCCAAAGAAGUAUAUCGUUACGGUACGAAGGUCGCGUCUAUCACUACCGUAUAAAUGAAGACUCCGACGGGAAGGUGUACGUGACAUCGGAAUCGAAGUUCGGCACGCUCGCCGAACUCGUGCACCAUCACUCGGUGCUUGGUGACGGCUUGAUCACUCAGCUGCUGUAUCCGGCACCGAAACGAAACAAACCCACCGUGUUCCCGCUCGCGCCGCCCGACGAGUGGGAAAUAGACCGAACCGAUAUUGUUAUGAAACACAAGCUCGGCGGUGGGCAGUACGGGGACGUGUACGAAGCCGCUUGGAAGAGGUGCAACAUGACUGUUGCGGUGAAAACUCUUAAAGAUGAUACGAUGGCUCUAAAAGAUUUUCUCGAGGAGGCUGCCAUUAUGAAGGAGAUGAGGCAUCCUAACCUCGUGCAACUGUUAGGAGUGUGCACCCGCGAGCCACCCUUCUACAUCAUCACAGAGUUCAUGAGUCGCGGCAACCUGCUGGAUUACCUGCGCACCGGCAACCGCGAACAAAUCGACGCCGUCGUCCUAAUGUACAUGGCGACCCAAAUCGCAUCCGGAAUGAGUUAUCUGGAAAGUCGUUCAUUUAUACACAGGGACCUCGCAGCUCGCAACUGCCUCGUCGGCGAGAACCACCUCGUGAAGGUUGCAGACUUCGGUCUCGCGCGUCUGAUGCGCGAUGACACUUACACCGCCCACGCGGGCGCAAAGUUCCCUAUCAAGUGGACUGCCCCCGAAGGGCUGGCCUAUAAUACCUUCAGCACCAAGUCCGAUGUAUGGGCUUUCGGUAUCCUGCUCUGGGAGAUAGCUACGUACGGCAUGUCUCCAUACCCCGGCGUCGACCUCGCUGAUGUUUAUCACAUGCUCGAAAAGGGCUAUCGCAUGGAAUGCCCGCCGGGCUGCCCCAUCGAGGUGUACGAACUGAUGCGUGGCUGUUGGCAGUGGAAUCCUGUCGAUCGACCCUCCUUCCGCGAAAUACAUCACGCGCUCGAACACAUGUUCCAAGAUAAUUCUAUCACUGAAGAGGUGGCGAAGCAGCUGCAGGAAGGGGUAUGCGCAGGCACUCCACAAAUGUCGGUGAAGAAGGUGGGCAUCAGCGCCAGUGGCGGAGAGCGCGGCGUGCAGAUGCGUCGUCCUACUAACAGACGCGGCAAACAAGCGCCUACACCGCCGAAGCGGACCAGCCUAUUAUCAUCGUGCAGUUCGUUUCGCGAAUCGCAGUACGCGACCGAGGAGCAAGGCGGCCAUGACGAAGGGCUCGCUUCGCUUAACGGCGGGGGUCGAGGCGGGGGUCGCGAGGCUUCGUCUGAGGGCUCAUUGGCGGAGGCGACACCUGACACUGACGAAUCAGGCGGUAUGGGUGUGCCUGAGCAUAGGCACAGAUCCAAACGGAGACACCAUGCGCACGCGCAAGCUUCGCACCACCCGCCAGCUCACGAACUGCAGCCAAAGCCCGGGGUUCAAGUAGCAGCACUUGAAGUUCAAAAUGUAAAGCGCGCUAUAAAUAGAUAUGGAACAUUGCCUAAGGGAGCACGUAUCGGCGCUUAUUUGGAAUCAUUACGACAGAGCGGUGGCGCUGGCAGUAACCCGCAGUGCACUAGCAUUCCUCGGGAACCACAACAAGAUGAAGCGCGCUCUUUGUCUCCCCGCACAGCCCGGGCUCAACCGCACAUGAUUCGGUCCAACUCAUCUGGAGGUGUAACAGCUCCUGCACCGGCUUCCCCCCGCGCCUCCCGAGCGGCGCCACCCCUGCGAUCUUUUACUAACAGCCCCGCAAAACCGAGGCCCAGGCUAGCUGAGCUAGAAUUUCCUCCUCCGCCGCCCGAUCUUCCCCCACCGCCUGAGGAGUCCGCGCAACCCCCGCCUCCUCCUCCACCGCCAGAUUGUUGCCGCGAUGCUGGUACGGACACGGCGGACAGACUUGAGGACUUUUCUAUUAUUCUACAAGCUCGUUCAGAAGCAGAAGAAAAACCAGCGAAACAGAUCAUGAAGGAGAUGUUAGAGUUAAAACUCGUUGCCGAAAUCAAGGAACGUGCAGAUAAAAAGAAACAUAAACUAAAAGAAUCACCGCCGUCUCAUGAAGUUAUUGAGAUGCAUACCUCGUUCGGUGAUCCAGUCACACGGCUAGUCUCAGAACUCUCCGAAAGCUUAAACAUGGAAGCACUGCGUAAAGCAGAAAAGAAAGUGGAGCCUCCAAAAUCUAUUGACAGUGGGAAAGAGUCCAUAUCUCCGAUAGACCUCAAAGCUAGUCUCAGAAAGACGUCUUACGGCAGCAACGUCGAAAAGAAAUCUGAAUUUGAAGGAAAAACUGAUUUUAAGUCCCAACUCAAGAAAGUUGAUACAAAUAAAAUAAACAUUGCGUCCAAGGAUGCAGAAGAGCCCGGACGCUCUAUAAUUGAUUUCAAAUCGCGAUUACGGAAAGUUGAUGGCGGGUCACCCGCGACUAAUGGAACUACCAAAAAACCAGAGCAGAGUUCUCCAGAAGAUUCUAGAAAAGAUGUGUCGAUUAAGAGUGAUGACUCGGAUAAGAAACGCUCAGAAAGUGGUUCGCUGGAUAAUAGCGCCGGCGACGACGAAGAUAAAAGACGAAGUACUGGUAGUAUAAGCAGCUUAAAGAAACUGUGGGAGAGUAAAGAAACAGAUGAGCGACUAAGCCCUAAGUUAAAACCAAAAGGAGAAGAGGUUGAAGAAGCUUCUCCUGAAGACCGAAGUGGAAACAUUACUAGAAGUGGUAGUGUGCAAGUACGGAGAGGUGAAGAUAAACCGAUAGUGGCUAGUAAGCCCGCCGUGCGCGCACGACCCCUCGCCAAAAGUGGAAUAUACGCAACCCCCCUUGCGCCUCCUGGAUCUUCUGAUGCCGACGAUGGGGACGCACUGGCCGCUCUAAGAGUAUCUUUAGAGUGGUGUACUAAUGAGGUGCGUCGUGGGUGCGGCGGGACCAGUGGCGGGCGCGGCUCGCUCUGGCGGCUUCAGACAUCUGAGCGCCUCGCUCGACUAGGCGGGGCGUGCGCGACCGCGGCCGCUGCCAGCCGCUGCGCGCCGCAGUUACGCGUACAGCUGCGCGCUGCGGCCGCUAGACUCGAAGCAGAGGCGCGUGCGCUCGCCUCUCCCGCACCUCAUCACCACCACCUCGCCGACGGUGUUGAGCAGGCACUAAGGGAUCUCGCCACUAUCGUUCACAGAUAAAAAGGGCAAUGACAAGCGGAAUCUCCACCGCGUCAGCGCAGGCGGGUCACGCUGCAGUCCACGCUAAUGAACUUCCCUAAUUAACAGACUACACAAACGUCGACUGUAAAAACCUUACUUGACGUAUUUAACACUUUCCGAGCAGACUUCCCAAUAUCGUAAGACUUCCCCCGCUUAACAAAACAAAACCACCGUUAACUCAUAUCCAACGAGAUUCGAUUACUCAAAUGUUGCUCGGUAAUCGUUAUUUAUUAUUACUAACGCAAACACGCCAAAGAAAAUAACCCGUUCCAUUUUGGACACACUCUGCCUAGACAUGUUCCGUCGUAUGAUUACCAUCAAAAUACUCUUGAUUUAGAUUAUAAACGUGUGUGUUCUGUAACAUGCGGUAUAAGAUAUGUGGUAUAUUUAUUGAAUUAUAAGUACAAACGCUGAAAACUUUAACAUUGCCGUCACAAAGUAAAGCAAAGGGUAAGUAGUUGACAAGUACAACCAUUUCCCGGAAUAAAUAAUAAGUAUAAUAAAUCCUUUUUGGCAAGUACCAUCUCUAAAUAUUUAAGACUGACAUUAAAAAAAAAAUCAUCUACUUUCUAAUGUUUAAAACAUUAAAUUCCUACUGCCUUUGAGAUCUUAUCUUAAAUCGUAUCGUUUAAAACAAACAGUAAUUAUGAGAGUCAGUAUUUAAUGAAUAUAAAACAUUUUAGACUUAUCUAAUAGCAAAUACAUUCCUCUACCCGUUCCAUAAGAAUUGUAUUAUUUCCAACGAUUUAACUUGAAAUAGUAAUAGAUUUUUUAACUGUAUAGUUCAUUAUUUUCAGUGCCAAAUAAUAUAUUUAGUAUGUGAAAUAAGUGGCACGUUCGUGCCUAUGUAAAACAUCACCGAUUCUCCUCUAUCUAACCGAAGUAAACUUGGAGGCCAAUAAUUUGCUUCUAGGCUCUAUGACACUAAUAAUAGGAUUAACUUUGAAACUGUUAUUUGUUACUUUACAAUUCUAUAGUAUCAAUAUAUAGUGGGUGUUGUAGUUGUAAUCGUUGCAGCUAUGCGAGCGGCGCCUGUACAGCUUCCGCUAUCGUAUUCAUAAGGUUUAAAAUGUAGCUAAUACAGCGCUCUCGUUUCCCGCAAACAUUCCUCAUUGACUUCAUCUACUUAAUUGUAUUAACUGUAUCGUGUAUUAAUCGCCAUUUAGCAUUUAAUUCAAUAUAUUAAUAUAAUAGUGUAUUAGAAUUUCGACUUGGACCAAUAAAUAUGCAUUUUUUUUUGUUUUUGGUUUAAUAUGGGCGUCGCUUCAAUUGCCCCACAGAGGGCAACGCUUGCGCCUUUACGUUAAAGACUGACGUGGAUUGGUUCGUUUCAGGCCUACUAAUAACGAUAAAUUUUAUAUUGUAUGUGUAUACUGCGCGUCACAAUUAAUUACAUCAUUAGAACCUGGUGCAAUCUGAUUGGUAUUAAUCUUUUGUUUUAUAUAAUAAUUGCAGGUAAAAAUAUAUUUUGAAUGUACUAUUUAAGUUAGCGUACUGUGAUACGGCUGUUAGAAAUCGGUUUAUUAUGCUCAAAAAAUCUUUCAAUAUAUAUUCUCUUAUAAUAACAUUUGUAGGGUCAGUCGAUCAAUAGGUAACAAUUUGUAUUAAGGAUCGUUAAGAAUUAUACUGACGUAUGCUAGUCUUUAUUAUUAUAAUAAAUGUAUUACAAUGUAUAAGAUUAAAUAUAUAUACGUAAGUUUUCUUGAAUAUAUUUGCGUACAAUUAUUCACAAUAUUUUAAUAAUCAUUAUAUAAUAAGUGUUUUGUAAUAGACGGAGGGUAUUUGUAUUCUUGUGAAACUGAAAUGAUUCAAUGCCCAUCGGGAAAGUUUUACCAAACGCAUAUUAACCUCCAAAGCUCUGUAGAUAUUGCUUACCAUUUAGAGGCGAAGAAUCAUUUCGCUGAAGGCCAUAGCCUAUUGUACUCAAACGUUUGCGUGUAGUGUAGCUCACUCUGAAAACAGUUUAGAAGCAAGAGGCCGAUGUGGCAAAGCUCAAAACGGAUCGAAUUUAUAGAGGGCGGUUGAGGGGCGCGACCUUGUUUUGUAAGGCGUUCUUUUGCUAUAUACAUCUGUUCUACAUAACGCUUCCUUGUUUUGACUUUAAUAUAAUAUUUAUGACACUUUCAUUCAUCAGAUCUAUUCGGAAUAUUGGUUUAUUAAUAUCGAUGAUUUGUCUAAUUACUUAAUAAAACUGAUUAAUAUAUAAUAGUUGAGCCGAAACAAGGUAUUAAAAAUAUUACCGUCUAUUUAAAAUCAGUAAGGGCGCUUUACAUUCUAGUCACGCGAAAGUUGGAAUUGAAGUAGGAUUUGAAAUGAACUGCAUUCAGAGUGUUAACCAGUUUUAUAUGAUUGUGUCUAUUAUAUAUAGAAGAACUGUCGAUUACUUCAGUGACUAAUCUAAUCACGGCAUAUCCUCAAUUUCAUGUUUUGAUCAUAUCAUAGCUUAUUUGUAAUAGUCUUAUUAAAUGUGGAGAUUUCAACGUCGCUUAAAUUGAUGUUCGCUGGCAAGCUGAUGUUAUAAUAGAAAUAAUGUAUUCGUGUGUUACCCAUCCCAUGUCCUGUUUACGAAAUUCAAUGUUCCCUCUUAAUUAUUCCAACCGCCUUCUUUCCUUAUGUUUAUUAUAUAAUAGAAUCCAAAGAUAACAUUCAGAUGUCCAGCUGUAAUGGAAUUAAUAAAAUGUUUUCUUUAUGAA
This is a messenger RNA of Nymphalis io (European peacock), 6750 nucleotides long. RefSeq names its product tyrosine-protein kinase Abl (gene Abl). The transcript is spliced from 15 exons. NCBI's taxonomy places the organism in Eukaryota, Metazoa, Arthropoda, Insecta, Lepidoptera, Nymphalidae. Gene Ontology annotation, biological process: protein phosphorylation. The record is from RefSeq and is a predicted model, not a curated record. Bases 269 to 4036 code for a protein of 1255 amino acids. Gene Ontology annotation, molecular function: protein tyrosine kinase activity; protein binding; ATP binding.